This is a messenger RNA of Nicotiana tabacum (common tobacco), 1940 nucleotides long. NCBI's taxonomy places the organism in Eukaryota, Viridiplantae, Streptophyta, Magnoliopsida, Solanales, Solanaceae. The record is from RefSeq and is a predicted model, not a curated record.
UCCAUCAUAUAUUCAAGUGUUCAUAUGGUAUCUGAGCCUAUACAACUCUAACGAGCACGAUCCUAUUUUUUUCCAAGCACCAAAUCCUCCAAUGACUGAAAGAUGGAAACACUUCCAGAGUUAUCAAUGCUGACAACACUACUGGUAUCAACACCAUAGUUUACUUCAACCCCGCUUCCCAACUGCCAAUCCAACUUAGUGGCAGUCACAAUUUUUCCACUUGGAAAGCUCAGUUCUCCAUGCUUAUGCAUGGACAUGACCUCUAUGGUCACCUUGAUGGAUCUACCCCGACUCCCAACCCGAGCACCACUUUUGGCACCAACACGACCCCCAACCCUGCUUAUACACUUUGGUUCCGUCAGGAUUACCUCAUUCAAAACGCCCUUAUGGCAUCUGUUGAUCCUAUGAUUGCCUCCACAGUUGAUGCUGCCAACACAUCAAAACAGGCUUGGGACUCUUUGCAUACUGCUUAUGCAAACAAGUCCCAAACUCAGAUCUUUAGCCUUCGUGAUCAACUUGCCCGAAUCACCAAAGACUCCCUCCCUAUUACUGAAUACCUUCAACGUAUUCGGUCCCUUUCGGAUGAACUAGCCACUGCUGGUGCCCUUGUUACUAACUCCGAACUCAUUGUCAAAAUCUUUACUGGACUUGGCCCUGAGUUUCGCGAGAUCUCGGCCGCUAUACGUGCACGUGACACCACAGUAACCUAUGAAGAACUGUAUGAGAAGCUUCUUGAUCAUGAGCUCUUUCUCCGUCAUGAGGAGGCUAAGAAAAUACAGAGCCCAAUCACUGCUGCGGUGGCCACUCACAACAAAUCAACCAAUAAUUCUAACAACCGCAACAAUCGCCGUCAGAACAAUAAUGGCACGCCUACUCACAAUCCUCAUCAAUGGCGCUAGAAUGCUCGCUCCAAUCCGCCAGCUCAGUGGCCAGCCCCGACUAACAAUAAUUUCACUAAUGUUAUCCGGUGUCAGUUGUGCAACAAAAUUGGCCACAUUGCAAGUGUCUGCAGAUCUAAAUCUCACAAUCAUUUUGAGGCUAAAGCUAAUUAUGGUUGCGGUUUCACCUCUACUGCCAACCCAUGGAUUAUGAAUUCUGGAGCUACUCAUCAUCUCACAACAGAGCCACACAAUUUACAGGAAUAUCAUGGCAAUGAGAAUGUCUCUAUGGGUGAUGGUAACAAAAUUCCCAUAACUCAUACUGGUUCAACUCAGUUAAAAGCAUCAAAUAAUAUUUUUCAUCUAACUCACACUCUAUGUGCUCCUAACAUCAAACGUAAACUUAUCUUUGUCUCCAAAUUUUGCCAAGAUAAUCUAACAUCUAUCGAAUUUUUUCCUUUUGAUUUUCUUGUGAAGGAUCUGAAAACGCGAGUACCACUGGUGCGAGGCCGGAAUAAACAUGGAUUGUAUGAGUGGCCCAAGUCAUAUCCAUCACCACCUCCGCAAUCUCACAUCACCUCUGCCACGGCUUCUAUGACCACAUGGCAUCGAAGACUAGGUCAUCCACAUUUCAGAAUUCUUAAGUAUAUCUUGAAUAAAUUUUCGCUUCCAUUCUCUGAGCGAGACAAGUCUCUUUUUUGUAAUUCUUGUUCAUCUGAUAAAGCCCAUCAACAACCAUUUAGUCAGUUGAGUUUGACAAGUUCCAAACCUCUUCAAAUAAUUUUUAGUGAUUUAUGGGGACCCUCUCCAAUUCUAUCCAUUGACAAAAAAUGGUAUUAUUGCUUGUUUGUUGAUCAGUACACGCGGUAUACAUGGUUGUACACUUUUUUUUGUUAAAGUAAAUUGUAUUAAUCAAAAGGGAGAGAACUCCCGUAUACAGGAAGUAUACCAAAGAGUAGAGAAUUUAUAUCAGAACAUGAUUCUUUACAAAAGACGCCCAAUCUUCUAUACAAGUAGGGGCUAUAUGAGUGCACCAAAAAGCGAUCAAAGAUAAAAGACUAU